UCACCAUUUAUAUGAAGAAAUUAUGAGGUGAACGCUUUGUAGUUCUCAGGAUUGCACAAUUCUGGGGCAGCUGAUAUUUUUUUUUAACCACGAAAUUAAUUUUUAGGUACUUUACAAGGCAAUGAAAGAAUGCAUUUUAAAAAGCAUGUUACUAUGUCAUGGAGAAGGAGCUCAAAAAAUGGGAUGAAUUUGAAGAUAUUUUAGAGGAGAGGAGGCAUGUCAGUGACUUGAAGUUUGCAAUGAAAUGCUACACACCUCUUGUCUAUAAGGGGAUUACUCCUUGCAAGCCAAGUGAUAUUAAAUACAAUGUUCUCAAUUCUGAAGAGGUUCAUUAUGUCAUUAAACAGCUUUCCAAGGAAUCCCUUCAAUCCGUCGAUGUCCUCCAAGAGGAAGUUUGUGAGAUCUUGGAUGAAAUGAGCCACAAACUGCGUCUGGGAGCCAUCCGUUUUUUUGCCUUUGUGCUGAGCAAAAUAUUUAAACAAAUUUUCUCAAAAGUGUGUGUAAAUGAAGAAGGUAUUCAGAAACUACAGCGAGCUAUCCAGGAGCACCCGGUUGUUCUGCUGCCCAGUCAUCGAAGUUACAUUGACUUCCUGAUGUUGUCUUUUCUCUUAUACAACUAUGAUUUACCUGUACCAGUCAUAGCGGCAGGAAUGGACUUCCUCGGAAUGAAAAUGGUCAGUGAGCUGCUGCGGAUGUCGGGUGCCUUUUUCAUGCGACGCACCUUUGGUGGCAAUAAACUUUACUGGGCCGUGUUCUCUGAAUACGUGAAAACCAUGCUACGGAAUGGUUAUGCUCCUGUUGAAUUUUUCCUCGAAGGGACAAGAAGUCGCUCUGCCAAGACACUGACUCCAAAAUUUGGUCUUCUGAAUAUUGUGAUGGAACCAUUUUUUAAAAGAGAAGUUUUUGAUACGUACCUUGUUCCAAUUAGCAUCAGUUACGACAAGAUAUUGGAAGAAACUCUUUAUGCGUAUGAGCUCCUGGGGGUGCCUAAGCCAAAGGAGUCCACAACUGGAUUGUUGAAAGCCAGGAAGAUUCUCUCUGAAAAUUUUGGAAAUAUCCACGUGUACUUCGGAGACCCUGUGUCACUUCGAUCUCUGGCAGCUGGAAGGAUGAGUCGGAGCCCGUAUAACUUGAUUCCAAGGUAUAUCCCUCAGAAACAGUCAGAGGACAUGCAUGCCUUUGUCACUGAAGUUGCCUAUAAAAUGCAGCUUCUGCAAAUUCAAAACCUGGUUCUGAGCCCGUGGGCCCUCAUGGCUGCUGUUCUGCUUCAGAACCAGCCUUCCAUGGACUUUGACGCUCUGGUGGAGAAGACUUUAUGGCUGAAAAGCUUAACCCAGGCCUUCGGGGGGUUUCUCACCUGGCCCGAUAAUGAAGCUGCUGAAGAAGUUAUCCAGUCCAACCUUCUUCUGCAUUCCAACAUCGCCAGCCUUGUCAAAGACCAGGUGGUUCUGAAUGUGAACGUGAACUCCAGAGACUCAGAAGUGGUCCAUGGGCUUCUCUUCCAGCAUAUCACUCUCCUCAUGUGCUCAGCUUACAGGAACCAGUUGCUCAACAUUUUUGUCCGCCCUUCCUUAGUAGCCAUGGCACUGCACAUGACACCCGGGUUGCGGAAAGAGGAUGUCUACAGUUGCUUUCGCUUCCUGGUCAGUGUUUUUUCAGAUGAGUUCAUCUUCCUUCCAGGAAACACAGUCAAGGACUUUGAAGAAGGCUGUUACCUGCUCUGUAAAAGUGAGACAAUACAAGUGACAACAAGGGACAUCCUAGUUACCCCGAAAGGAAAUCCUGUCUUAGAAUUUUUAAUAGCCCUCUUUAAACCUUUUGUGGAAUCUUAUCAGAUAAUUUGCAAAUACCUCUUGCACGAAGAAGAAGACUACUUCACUGAGAAACAGUACUUGGAUGGAGUUAGAAAAUUCACCAGUGAGCUUCUUGAUCAAGGUGCCUCGCAGUGUUACGACGUAUUGUCUUCCGAUGUACAGAAAAAUGCCUUAGCAGCUUUUGUGAGGCUAGGUGUGGUAGAGAAGAAGAAAGUAAAUAGUCACAGUGUAUUUAAUGUGAAUGAACCUGCCACGACAAAAUUAGAAGAAGUGCUUGGUUGUAAGAUACCCCUAGGAAAGCCGGCAACUGCAAAACUUUAAUAAUUGCCAAACAGUUAUGCGAAAUGUGGUCACAUAAUUGCUGUCAUCUGAGGACUCUUAUUCCAGCAAGCAGUGAUGUGAAGGAAGAGUGUCAUCUACUCGUGCUUCACGAGACGUGAGAGCCAUGGGCUCGGCAGAGAGGAAGAGGUAGCCGGUGUAAGCAAUCAGUGUAACUCUCUCCACCGUGACGGUUCAAAAGGCAUCUGUGUCUGACUCUGUGUGUGUUUUAAAAUAAAACAGUCUUUUGGAAACAUGUUUGGAAAAACAAA
Molecule: messenger RNA, 2404 nt
Organism: Herpailurus yagouaroundi (jaguarundi)
Lineage: Eukaryota; Metazoa; Chordata; Mammalia; Carnivora; Felidae
Gene: GNPAT
Product: glyceronephosphate O-acyltransferase
Exons: 16
Coding region: 159-2135 (658 amino acids)
Biological process (GO): ether lipid biosynthetic process; triglyceride biosynthetic process; phospholipid biosynthetic process
Cellular component (GO): peroxisomal membrane; mitochondrial membrane; peroxisome
Molecular function (GO): glycerone-phosphate O-acyltransferase activity; glycerol-3-phosphate O-acyltransferase activity
Source: RefSeq, a predicted model, not a curated record